CCAUCGGCACUACUAGUAGCUGCCAAAUUAAACUCGGUCCGUAGCCAUAUAGGCGGGCUAGUGCUUCCCCCGUUCCGUCCCUCGCCGUCCGCCUCCACCGGGAUCUGCCGACGGAAUGGAGGCGGUAGACGACACCACUUCCCUGCAGGCCGCGAUUCGAUGGCUGCUGCAGACCAUCCUUCCCAGCCUCGGCAAGCUGGACGGGUGGAUUCGCCAAGCAGGGCUCGCCGGCGAGGUGGAGGGGCUCAGGGACGAGAUCGACCAAGUCGACGGCGUCGUCUCCGCCGUGAACGCCAGGGCGACCCGAAACAGGUCGGUGGCCAGAUCCCUCGCAGCCGUCAAGGAGCUGCUCUACGAUGCCAACGACGUGGUCGACGAGCUCGACUGCUGCAGGCUACAGCAGGAGCUCCACGGAGGCCCUUGGCAUUGGCACCCUCCCAACGAAAUUGACAGACCAAGUAACCAGCUGCCAAAUUCUUCAAGCACCGGUGGCACUACCAGAAAUGCAACUGCUGAUAGUUCAUCUAGAAGAAAAAGGAGAAGGGGCAAGGAUUCAACAGACGUCGCCAUAGCCAACAGAUGCCCUUGCAACAAGGACCAAAUUUCGAAAAAAAUACAGGACACAACAAGUCAGUUGCGAGAAAUCCGAGGGAACGUGCGACGGGUUCUCAAGAUGCUUUGGCCAGGGUCUCGUGCAGGUCCAAAUCGCUGCCAGAGUACAACCACCUCAAACCCACGCCGGGGCACAUCAAGUCUUGUUCAAGGGAAAGUGUAUGGGAGAUCUCAAGAAAAGAGUCACAUCUUAGAGUUGAUAAAAGAACGCAAAUCAGAUGCUGGGAUGACUGUUCUGCCAAUUGUAGGCGUUGCAGGAGUUGGGAAGACGACUCUGGCUCAACUUGUAUACAAUGAUUCAGAUUUGGAGAGUCAAUUUGACCUCCGGAUGUGGAUCUGGGUCUCUAGCAGCUUUGAUGAAACCAGAGUCACAAGAGAGAUGUUAGAUUUUGUCUCCCUGGGAGCACAUAAAGGGAAAUGCAGGUUUCCCAAGCUUCCGGAAGUCUUGAAGGAUCGUGUUAAAUCAAAGAGGGUUCUACUUUUUUUGGAUGACAUUUGGGAUGACAUAAGUGAUUGCCAAUGGAACAAUCUAUUAGCACCUUUCAAGUCUGACAAUGCAAAGGGCAGCAUGAUACUCGUGACAACUAGAAUACCAUCUGUUGCCAAAAAGAGAGGUACAACUGGACCGAUUAACUUAGAUGGUUUGAAAAAUGGUGAUUUCUGGCUAAUGUUCAAAGCGUGUGCAUUUGGUGAUGAGAACUAUGAAGAGCAAGAUAGUCUGGGUGAGCUUGGACGGCAGAUAGCAAAAAGCUGCCCUACAAUUUACAGCAAUGCUUCUCAUAUUGCUCUAUAUUCCCCUAUGGCUAUCAUUUUCUUGCUGAGGAGCUGGGUAGUUUCAAAAACAGAGUGUGCUGCUAUGGAUGGUCUGCAGUACAAUGAAAUAUUGCCAAGCAUACAUCAUUUGUCUAUAGUAACGGAUGGUCAGACUGAGAACAUACCUGGUAGUGAGAAGUUUGAAGAAAAAAUACAGAGCAUAUUUACAUCAGUGGAAAAACUAAGGACAUUUGUGUUGAUUGGGCAGUAUGAACCUUCCUUCUUCGAAGAAGUUUUCCGAAAGGCAUAUAAUUUGCGUGUAUUGCAAAUUUCUGCAACAUCUGCUGAUUUCCAUUCAUUACGGUAUAGUUUGGUGAAUCUUAUACAUCUUAGAUAUCUAAAACUCGAUGGUCAUGGUGAGCAGGGGAGCUGCUCGCCUCAAGUUCACUUGUAUGAUAAUUCUGCUGUUCGGGAUAAUGCUACCUUCCUUGCCUUGCAGAAUGUGUGUCUAGAGAAUUGCAGAGAAAAGCAAGCAGUUCUAUCUCUGGAAAACCUUCCAUUCCUUACAACAUUGAAGUUGACCAACAUGUGGGGAGUAAGAGAAGUACUGAUUCCGUCAGUGGAGGAGCUAGUUUUAGUUAACAUGUCCGGGUUGGAGAGAUGUUCCUGCACUUCCUUGGGGAAUCUGGUCUCUAGUUUAAGGGUACUGGAGAUCCGGAAGUGCAGUGCACUUAGGGUGUUUGAUCUGUUCGAGAAAGCUCACAGCUCGGAAACUCAGCUUAAGCCAUUGGAUGCCCUACAUCUGCAUUCCUGCACAUCUCUGGAAGAUUUGAGAAUUGAAGACUGUGGAGGGAUCAUCGCAAUAGAGGGCCUUCACCUUGUGAAACUCAGGCAUUUGAAUGGGCUCACCUGUCUCCAGAGCCUAAUAAUUCAAAAUUUGAAGUGCAAGGCCAGGAGACUAACAGAGGAUCAAGAGAGCGCGCUUCUGCUCCACAAGUCCCUGCAAGAGCUAGUGUUUGGCGAUUGUGAGUACCUCGUGCAUCUUCCUGCAGGACUGCACAGCCUUCCUGCCCUCAAGAUAUUGAAGAUCAGAAGCUGUUGCAGCAUAUUAAGGCUUCUGAAGGAGGAACUCCCACCUUCGCUGGUGGAACUGGAAAUCGACUACUGCAGCGUUGAGUUGGCAAAACAAUGCAGAUUGCUAGCAACAAGCAAGCUAAAUGUCAUAAUUUAUGAGGACUAUGACCAAGAAGAAACCGAUACUUCUUCCCGGAUACGUCCUCGAUACCUCUCAGGCUUUAGUAGUGCCGGUGGUGGGCUCCUUUUUCCGGUGCUCCCGCUCCCCUUCUCCCCACUAUCCUGUAGAAUUCUAUCUAAUGGAAGGCUGCUGAUUUCCUUCUCCUCCUCCCUUUCUCUCUAACUUCACUUUUAUGUUUGGUUGGAAUUGUAAGCAGUUGUAUCAUUGUAGGCCAUCUGUGUUUCAAGAAAAGAAGCUAAAUAAAGCAAAACCAGGAGUCAUGCUGCCAUGUUGUAGAAGUUACUAUCUCUCUGCCAUAUCAACCAAAGCAGUGGAUGAUGUGUUCUGUUGAUCGUUCACAACUUAACCCGAAGAAGCCAGUCCAAAAAUUCCCUUGCGACGACGCCAUGCACAAAUGAUAGGCCGACCAGAUCCAUAGGCCCGGAUAGAUGGAAUUCACAUUUUGCUUCUUCAGAAAUCAGGAUGGGCUUGCCUGUAAACAGAAACUCUUACCUCCAUGUGUCAUAGAUUUGGGAUGACCUCCUUGUUCCAUCUCUGGUUGUAGUUU
Messenger RNA from Triticum dicoccoides, 3167 nucleotides. RefSeq lists its product as uncharacterized. The record is from RefSeq and is a predicted model, not a curated record. Lineage: Eukaryota; Viridiplantae; Streptophyta; Magnoliopsida; Poales; Poaceae. The coding region runs from base 116 to 2782 and encodes 888 amino acids. The transcript has 10 exons. Gene Ontology annotation, molecular function: ADP binding.